Messenger RNA from Hydractinia symbiolongicarpus, 939 nucleotides. RefSeq lists its product as uncharacterized. Gene Ontology annotation, molecular function: G protein-coupled receptor activity. The record is from RefSeq and is a predicted model, not a curated record. Gene Ontology annotation, biological process: G protein-coupled receptor signaling pathway. Lineage: Eukaryota; Metazoa; Cnidaria; Hydrozoa; Anthoathecata; Hydractiniidae. The transcript has a single exon. Bases 1 to 939 code for a protein of 312 amino acids. Gene Ontology annotation, cellular component: membrane.
AUGGACAAUGCCCGUUAUAACAGCCUUGUCAUUCACAAGUUAACAACACCUCUUGAAAACGAUUUAAUCAUACAAGUCAUACUCUUCAUAUCUCUUAGCAUGCUGAUCGUUAUAUCGAACGUUGUUUUAAUAAUUGGUUUAUACAAAACAAAACAAACAAGAGGGAAAAUAAAUAAACUUUUUAUAGCAUUAAGUAUUACUGAUAUUAAUGUCGGCAUACUUACUGUGCCUAUCAUGGUUAGCUUCAUUCUGUUGCAACAUAGUGGCACACAGUAUCUUGUAUUGAACAUCCUAGCAAGAAUUCCACCUGUUUGCUCGAUAUGUUUAACAUUAUCACUAGCAAUGGAUCGUUGUAUUACCAUCAUAUACAAUAAAAACUUAUCCUUGAGCAUUUUAAUCGUAUGUAGUUUCGUCUCCACUGUCAUUAUGUCUUUACCUGACACUUUGACUUUAGUUCUAAGGAGGAUACCAGUCACCAUAUAUGCAAAUGAGUGGGUUGAUAAUUUAUUACUUGCGUUUGGAGUUGGAUUCUGUGUUGUUAUGCUUGUGUUAAACUGUAGGAUUUUGUACUUUAUUAAAAAGAAGACAACGCAGAUAUCCAUGCACACGAUAAUUCCAAGUAAUUAUCGAAAGAAAACGGUAAAAACAAUUAUAUUAAUCAUGGUGUCGCAAAAUCUAACAUACGUAUUGUACCUCUGUGGUAGAUGCAUUAUGGCUUUUGCUAUCCAGAGAGAUGUAGACAAAGUAUGUGUCCGGGGUUUGUAUUUUUCAUCCCUUUUGAUAAUGUUUUCGAAUUCGUUUAUUAAUACACUCAUUGUGAUUGGACGAAAUCAGAAAGUGCUGAUGCAUUACAAAGAUUUUAUUUGGUCCGGUAGAAACACGCGCAGUGAUAUGAUUGAAUCAAGGGGAAACAAAGUGCAAUCAUCUUCGCAAAUGUAA